This is a messenger RNA of Camellia sinensis, 3108 nucleotides long. Its product is annotated as kinesin-like protein KIN-13A. The record is from RefSeq and is a predicted model, not a curated record. Gene Ontology annotation, molecular function: microtubule binding; ATP binding; microtubule motor activity. NCBI's taxonomy places the organism in Eukaryota, Viridiplantae, Streptophyta, Magnoliopsida, Ericales, Theaceae. Gene Ontology annotation, biological process: microtubule depolymerization; microtubule-based movement. Gene Ontology annotation, cellular component: microtubule.
CGAGGCUCAGCUAUUGUUAUCUUUCCCAACAAAUUUCAGAGAGAGAAGGAGAAAAAUAUCGACGGAGCGUUCUCUUUCAGCAUUGAAUCCACAAUUAGGGUUUUGCUUUGUCAAUUUUCUUCAGAUCUAACAACAAUUCGUAUCCCGAACCACUCGAUUCAACGGAUCGAAAUCACGAUCCGCUUCAAAAAUUGUUCAUUUUCCCCUGAAUCUGGGCUAAGGUUGAAUUGAAUUAUCUGCAUUGGAAGGCUACGAUCGAAGUCAAUUGAAUUCUGUUUGAUGUGGAUUUGAAUUACAUUUGAAGGGAAAUCACGUUCAUGUGUGGUUGCUUUGAAUUUAACCUAUCAAUUUCGGCAUUGUUUAAUAGAUCUUGAAAAAUUGGCUCCCCAACGCCGAUCACAGCGCCACAUGGGUGGCCAGAUGCAACAGAGCAAUGCUGCUGCGGCAACUGCUCUGUAUGAUCACCCUGGCGGAGGGUCCCUGCACAAUGCGGGUCCCGGGAGCGAUGCUGGAGAUGCAGUCAUGGCACGCUGGCUCCAGUCCGCCGGGUUGCAGCAUCUGGCCUCACCCUUGGCAUCUACCGGAAUUGAUCAUCGCCUCCUACCUAACCUUCUCAUGCAGGGUUAUGGACCACAAUCGGCUGAUGAAAAGCAAAGGCUUUUCAAGUUAAUGAGAAACCUCAAUUUAAAUGGAGAAUCUGGUUCUGAGCUAUACACUCCGCCUGCCCAAAGUUUGGGUGGGAUGGGUGCAUCAGAAGGUUUUUAUUCUCCCGACUUCAGGGGAGAUUUUGGAGCAGGGCUUUUGGAUCUUCAUGCUAUGGAUGAUACAGAGCUUCUAUCUGAGCAUGUUAUCUCAGAACCGUUUGAACCCUCACCGUUCAUGCCUGCUGUCACACAAGCAUUUGACAAUGACUUCAAUGUGAUGACCAGCAGGCAGGGAAGAGCGCAAACAGAUACCGAUGCCUUAGUUGGAUUACCUACUGAAAAGGAGAGCAGUACACGGGAAAACAAUGUGGCUAAGAUAAAAGUUGUGGUCCGUAAAAGACCAUUAAACAAGAAGGAGAUUUCUCGGAAGGAGGAGGACAUUGUGUCUGUGUGUGACAAUACUUAUUUAACAGUUCAUGAACCUAAGCUAAAGGUGGACUUGACUGCUUAUGUGGAGAAGCAUGAAUUUUGUUUUGAUGCUGUUCUAGAUGAGCAUGUAUCCAACGAUGAGGUAUAUCGUGCAACUGUAGAGCCAAUUAUCCCCACUAUCUUCCAGCGAACAAAAGCAACAUGUUUUGCAUAUGGUCAAACAGGAAGUGGUAAGACGUUCACAAUGCAACCAUUACCUCUCAGAGCAGUAGAAGAUCUUGUCAGAUUAUUGCAUCAUCCAACUUAUCGCAAUCAGAGAUUCAAGUUGUGGCUUAGCUUUUUUGAGAUAUAUGGAGGAAAACUCUUUGAUCUUCUUAGUGAUAGAAAGAAACUUUGUAUGAGAGAAGAUGGGCGACAACAAGUUUGCAUUGUUGGACUGCAAGAAUUUGAAGUUUCAGAUGUACAGAUUGUUAAAGAAUAUAUUGAGAGGGGAAAUGCAGCUAGAAGUACCGGCUCUACUGGUGCUAAUGAGGAAUCUUCGAGGUCCCAUGCUAUAUUACAACUGGCUGUUAAGAAGCACAUUGAAAUAAAAGACUCCAAGCGGAACAAUGAUGGAAAUGAGGCCAAGAGUGGGAGGGUUGUGGGGAAGAUUUCUUUCAUUGAUCUUGCUGGUAGUGAAAGAGGAGCUGAUACAACUGAUAAUGACCGACAAACACGGAUUGAGGGAGCUGAAAUUAACAAGAGCCUUUUGGCUCUUAAGGAAUGUAUUCGAGCUCUUGACAAUGACCAGAUUCAUAUCCCAUUUCGUGGGAGCAAACUCACUGAAGUACUUCGUGACUCCUUUGUUGGCAACUCAAGGACCGUGAUGAUCUCUUGCAUUUCUCCAAAUGCAGGCUCAUGUGAACACACGCUCAAUACAUUGAGAUAUGCUGAUAGGGUUAAAAGUCUUUCGAAAAGUGGAAAUGCAAAGAAAGAUCAAGUUGCAAGCUUAGCACCCAUUAACAAGGAAUCUAUAUCACCAUCAACUUUUCCUGUUUCUGCUGAUGUGGAGGAUGUUUAUGAGCAGAAUCAAGAAGUAAAAUUUGAUACAGGUAGAAGGGUUGUAGAGAAAGAGAAUCUGUCUUACAAUCCUGUUGAGUCCAAUAAACAUCCCUCAAAUUUUCCAUCAAAUUAUCCUUUCAAUGGGCAUGAGGAUAGUAGUGGAGUGACUUCUGGUGCUGUAGAACGGGAAAGGGUUGAUAAACUAAAUUCUGGUGGUUCAACAAGUCAAAAAAUGUAUUCGUCAUCAUAUUCGCAAAGCACAGGCGAUACAGAAGAAAGAGUGCAGAAGGUGUCACCCCCUCGAAGAAAAUCUCAAAGGGAUGAAAAACCUGAAAAGCCAGGGAAUUGGCUGAAAAAAGAUAGCAGUGGAUCUGAUCAUUUUACGAGUUACAAGCAGCAAAACAAUAGCAAUUUUACUAGUAACAAUGCAGGAUCCAGACAAUAUGAACCUGAGCUGCCUCCUCCUGACGGGAAUAUCAAUGAAAUACUUGAGGAAGAAGAGGCCCUAAUUGCUGCACAUAGAAAAGAAAUUGAAGAUACAAUGGAGAUUGUUCGAGAAGAAAUGAAACUGUUGGCGGAAGUGGAUCAACCAGGCAGUCUCAUUGACAAUUAUGUAACUCGGUUGAGUUUUGUGCUCUCGCGGAAAGCAGCAGGUCUGGUCAGCCUUCAAGCCCGCCUUGCCAGGUUCCAGCACCGGCUUAAAGAACAAGAAAUACUGUGUCGGAAGAGAGUACCCCGUUGAGGCAGUGUACUCCCUGUGAAACAGCAACCAGCUGUUGUCCACAAAAGAAAUGUCUUUUUUCAACCUACAAAAGACAUUUCUUUUCAGAGAAAGUAAAAAUAAAAAAAUAAAAAAUUGAAAGUUGUGAAAUAGAUACUUUUACUUAUGUGAUUUCUUGUAAUCCAUAUGUAUUUGAAGAACUUUAUUUGUUUUGUGGAACCCUUGAUUUGUUUAGCAGAACUCUUUUUGUUUAACGGCUCAGUUUUUUGAUUA